CAUAUGGAAUGUAAACGUUCCAAUCAGCAAUCAGCGUAGUGCGAAAAACUGUGUUGCAAUAAAAUAAAGAAAAUAACAUUGCAAUCAAUUUUCAUGCCUUUGCGGUAGAGAUAAGCUAAUGCGCAUUUAAGUCCAGCAAGCAGCGAGGUUGAAUCGGAGCCAUUGUUUGUUCAUAUGGUCAGUUUGGGCCCAACUUUCAACUCAAUUAGGGCAGAAAUCUGUAUGAGCUUUCUGCAAGGUGCUCAAUAUAUGAAUAUGGGCGAUCAUCGUGCAACAACAAUGACAAGCGGCGCUAUCACCGGUGUAGGUGCUGGUAGUUUGGGAAGCGAUACACAGGAACUGAUCGAUCCAGUUUUGAGUUCCAAUUCAGAUGGAUCCUUUAAAGCACUGAAAACAAUACCGGCUUUUAGCAUUCACUUGCUGAUUUCAGCAAUAAUCUCGUUUGUUGGGAUUCUGCUGGCUGCUGUUUGGCCGGAGGACAAACGUUGUGAAGCGUAUUUUAUUAUGCUAUACUUACGUGCAACGUUUUGGGUGAUAACUUUUCUAUUCGAUCAUCUCAUCAAAAAGCAUCACGAUGAUUUACGCAUGAAUGGUUAUCACGAAUUCCAUCGGGCUACCGCCAUGCAAAAGGGUAUACCAUUGACUGUGGUAUCACUAUGGAAUUCCAUGAUACUGGCUGUGCAGGCUGGCAUACAUCACUAUUACGGUGUAAAUUUUUGGGAACAUUGCGCAGAAGGUUUUCUUUCGCCCGUCUCUUAUAUUGCAGGCUUCAAUAUGUUAGAGACAAUAGUUUUGAGUUCAACACAUGGUUGCUAUAUUUCUAAAGUGCGUAAAUUUAAUAAGGCAUCACCACCACCAGAUGCGCUGCGUGGUGGCAAUAAUGCGUCCGGUUCGUUGGGAUUGAUGCAACCUGGCGGUAAUACAGCUGAACUUUUGGAGAAGCAGGCUGAUCUUAUUGCUUACCUAAAGGAUCAUAACCAAAAACUCAAUCAGAAAUUGCACCAAAUGCAGCUAACUGCGCGCACCGUGAAUUUAACACAUUAAAACAUACAUUUGAAGGAUAUAAAAAUACUUAGCGACUCUUAUA
Molecule: messenger RNA, 1087 nt
Organism: Rhagoletis zephyria (snowberry fruit fly)
Lineage: Eukaryota; Metazoa; Arthropoda; Insecta; Diptera; Tephritidae
Product: transmembrane protein 192
Cellular component (GO): late endosome; lysosomal membrane
Source: RefSeq, a predicted model, not a curated record